Molecule: messenger RNA, 681 nt
Organism: Clarias gariepinus (North African catfish)
Lineage: Eukaryota; Metazoa; Chordata; Actinopteri; Siluriformes; Clariidae
Product: type-4 ice-structuring protein LS-12-like
Exons: 3
Coding region: 3-464 (153 amino acids)
Biological process (GO): lipoprotein metabolic process; lipid transport
Cellular component (GO): extracellular region
Molecular function (GO): lipid binding
Source: RefSeq, a predicted model, not a curated record
AUAUGUACUCUGCAUGUAUUUACUCCAUAGUAACUCCAGGUUUGUGUUCUCAGUCUGGAAGCAUGAAGUUCUCCCUCGUCGCCGUCCUCGUCGCCGUGCUGGCCAUCGGCUCCCAAGCUGCCAGUCUGGUCAAGAGGGAAAGUCCAGCGAUGCCUGCUGAGGUGGAGAAGAUCGCCAGUUACUUCCAGGACCUCGUCCAGAACCUCAAAGCCCUCGAGACCCCCGAGCUGGCCAACAAGGCCAAGGCUUACAUCGAGGAGAGCAGAGCCCAGUUCCAGCCCAUGGUGGAGAAGCUCCAGGAGCAGCUGAAGCCUCUGUCCAGCAACAUCGAGGAGCAGAUGGAGCCCCUGGCGGCCUCGGUGCGCGCUCAGAUCACGCCCUACACCAGCCUGGUGCAGAGCCAGUUCGAGGAAAUGCUCAAGUUCAUGGUUGAUCAGACCAAAGCCAUCCUGCCCCCUCAGUAGAUAAAAACACCCCGAACAAAGCCUGAUGGGAAAUCACCCUUGACCCGUGACUGACAUCUCUCGCUUAUCUCAAGCAAUAAAGGGGUUAAAGGCUCUACGUGUGUGUGUGUGUGCGUGUGUGUGUGUGUGUGUGUGUGUGUUGGCUCUUUAUGAUUCAAGUCUGGUUGUGUGUUUAGAGGAUAUGUUGUAAAGGGAAAAUAAAAGUUUUAAACUCUGA